Molecule: messenger RNA, 4680 nt
Organism: Apus apus (common swift)
Lineage: Eukaryota; Metazoa; Chordata; Aves; Apodiformes; Apodidae
Gene: SUCNR1
Product: succinate receptor 1
Exons: 2
Coding region: 2216-3568 (450 amino acids)
Biological process (GO): G protein-coupled receptor signaling pathway
Cellular component (GO): plasma membrane
Molecular function (GO): G protein-coupled receptor activity
Source: RefSeq, a predicted model, not a curated record
GCUAAACUGUUCCCAAGUUCUGUUUCUAAGCCAGCUCUGCCUUGGGAAGCUUCUGUAGCCAGUUUUUCCAGGAGAAUGCUGUGGGAAACAGUGUCAAAGGCUUUACAGAAGUCCAGGUAAGUGACAUCCACAGCCCUUCCCUCAUCCACUAAGUGGGUCACCUGAUCAUAGAAGGAGAUCAGGUUGGUCCUGCAGGAUCUGUCUUUCAUGAAGCCAUGCUGGCUGGGCCUGAUCCCCUGGCUGUCCUGCAUGUGCUACAUGGUGGUACUCCAGAUGAUGUGUUCCAUAACCUUUCCCAGCACUGAGGUCAGCCUGAGGAUCCUCCUUUUGGCCCUUCUUGUGGCCCCUAGAUGGAGAUCACAUUUGCUAGUCUCCAGUCUACUGGGACCUCCCUGGUUAGCCAGGACUGCUGCUAAAUGAUAGAAAGCAGCUUAGUGAGCACUUCUGCUGUGUCCCUCAAUGACUCAUUGCUAUCAGUCAAAUGCAAAUACAUCAUGAUAAGUUGUUAAAUAUGCAUGAUUCAUGUAAUAGGCCUCUAAUAUGAAUUGACUAAUAGGUAUUUAAUGGCAACAAAUGAGCCUGAUUCCAGUUGCAUUUCUUCUUCAGAGCCCACAGGACACUGAAGAACCCAUUGAAUUUAACAGGAUCAAUUUACAGCCAGAGCCUGCUCUCAUCUCCUGGUUUAGUUCAAAGUGGCUGGAAGCUGUGGGAUAAAAUCUAGGCAGCAGCAUUUCACCAGCUUGCCUGAGAAAUCCUACAGACAUCUGUAAAACAGAGCAGAGAAGUUCUGCAACUCCGGGGCUGCUCGGAUGGACAGUGGCUGCAGGAGGUUCUUUCCCAGAGGAAGGGUUUCUGCUGACAACGCUCCUUGACAGGCCAACAGGCUGCAGUAAGUGUGUUCCUGGGGGGUUGUUGGAAAGAGGGCUCCCAGGAUUGGGGUGAAUUUUCCCCUGCCAAGUCACUAGGGACAUGUAUCUGGGGUCAGGAAACUGUGUGGGUGGCCAAGGGUCCCUCUGCCCUCCCACCCUUCUGGCACUCACUGCUGCCUGGGGCUCCUGUGGGAUGCUGGAGAAAGCAGAACCCCUUCUGUUCCCCAGGGCACCUCGUGCACCCUUGGAGCAAGGGUGCUUCCACCCCUACCUCUCUAGUGUGCCCCUACCCCAAAAAUGUCUCUUUCCUUCCUUCUGCACCUGAAUCUGAUCUGGAAGGUUAGGCUUCUGUAAGCAAAUGCAAAUGUCCAAUUUACUACUUGUGUUAAUCUGUUCUUUCAGCACAGCUGUCUGUGAGAGACCUUGUGUUCUCCAAAGCCCUUUCAGCCACCCUGGGGGACAGGAGGGGUAGUGAGUGGGUCUGGGGGCGUUUCCCAAGCCAAGGCUGUGGGGCAGCUCCACGAGCUGCUGCCUGGUGGAACAGCCCCUUUCAACAGCACAAUUUGGUUUGAAAAAUAAAUCCCUCUGCCUCUCAGUGGGAUAGGGGAAAAAGUCCUGGUUCCCCACGUGUGGGAAGGUCUGUGAGGAGCAUCAGCACUGGGUGAGUGAAGGUUCCUGUGGGAAAACAGAACUUGUAUUGUGCUUUGUUUUAACUUUCUUGGAAGGCAAGAUGAGCAGUGCCUUGGACCCAACAAGUAGGGUCAUUUACAUCUGUUAGGGAGGACAGGUCCAACUCACUGGUUGGGAGGGAUCCACCCGGUCCUUGUCUGCUUGUUGGCACACCCAGGUGCCACACAUCAAGGCUCCAUGAUCAUAAGACUGUGCAAUAAAGGCCUUGAUGUUUGCAUGUGGAACAUGCCCUGGGCACUAACAAUACUUGAAUUUACAUACGAAGCAGGCACUGGGCAUCUCCUUUGCCUUUUCCCUAAUUAUUUCUAUAAUUGGUCUGUUAAGAACCAAACAAUACACUAGUUAUGACCUAAAUCCCUUGUCAAUAGGUGGUUAAUUAGUCUUUGAAUCCUUCCUUUGGGGCAAGAAGAGCAUCUCCCCUGGAACAGGUUGAGGGGCCUGAUCCUCUCUUCUUCCCCCUGGGCGGGGAUGUGUCCUUAGGUAAGACAUCACAACUUUCACCUUUUGGGAAGGGAUGACAGCAUCUCUGGGUGUAUUGUCUACCUUAUAUUAUUAUUGCUGCAAUAUUAACAUCUAUUAGUAGCACUAUUGUAGCCAGGCCAGUUAUCAACAGCUGUGUCAAACUCAUUACAUCUGUUGCCUUAAUAAAUUACCUUAUGUUUACAUCUAACUACUUUGUAUUUGCCGCUUUGAUCCGUUCUCAUGGUAAGCCUCCCACUUCUGACUCCAGGGACAGACAGACGUGGUUAGGUGGUCGUGCACACAAACACACACCAUCCUUUAGUCUUAAACCACUGGCUAAGACCUGGGAGGUCAGGCCGGUACCCCCAGCAGCGUCUGCCUCCACCACACAUCGAUGUCACACACAGGGCUUUUUGUCUUCCUGUGACAGUUCCUUAUUACCCCUGCUGGCUCCUGGUCAGGUGAGCCCAGGACUCUCCGGGUGCCCUGAGCAGACCUCGCUGCAAGAUCGCCAGGUUGGCCCCGCAGGAGCGUUUCAGGCUGUGAACGAGACAAGUGGCUGUUUGGGGAUGAACAGAGUCCUGGAAAAGUAUUAUCUUUCCACCAUGUACAGCCUUGAGUUCAUUAUAGGCUGCCCUGGAAACAUCAUUGCUGUGCUUGGCUAUAUUUUCUGCCUGAAAAAAUGGAAAAGUUGCAACGUCUACUUGUUCAAUUUAUCAUUAUCAGAUCUAUUAUUUCUUUGUACUCUUCCAGUACUGGUGAACAGCUACUCCAGAGAUGAGCAGGUAACGGAGAUCAACCUGUGCCACAGCAACAGGUUCCUGCUGCAUGCAAACCUGUACAGCAGCAUCCUUUUCCUCACCGCUAUCAGUAUUGACCGCUACAUGCUCAUAAAAUAUCCCUUCAGGGAACAUUUUCUACAGAAGACAAAAACAGCCCUUAUCGUGUCUGUCGUCCUGUGGGUCGGGGUGAUACUGGAGCUGCUGCCACUGGUCAGUUUCCUGGAGCCUGGGUCACCUGCCAACAUCUCCAGGUGCCUUGAUUACGCAAGCUCUGGAGACCCCGAGAAAAGCCUCAUCUAUAGCAUGUUUCUGACUGUCUUUGGGUUUCUUGUCCCUCUGGUGGUCAUGUGCUGCUUCUACGUGAAGAUGAUUAUUUUCCUCACAAACAGGAGCGAGCAGCUCAGCUCCCCCCUGGCGCUGGAGAAACCCCUCACCCUGGUGGUGAUCACCAUGGCUAUCUUCUCUCUGCUCUUCACUCCCUACCACAUAAUGCGCAACGUCCGCCUUGCCUCCCGAAUCCCGGCCCUGAACGUGUCCGAGUGCACCAAGGAUCUCAUCAGUACCAUCUACAUCAUCACCCGGCCCAUUGCCUUCCUGAACAGCGCCAUUAACCCUGUUUUUUAUUUCCUAAUGGGUGACCACUUCCGAGAGCUGCUGGUGGCAAAAAUACGGGGUCUCUUUGGCAGGCUGACAACUACCAGCAGCCAAGGCAUGAAUCAGGAGACCUCUCAGAGUGGUAGACGGAGCCGGCAGGAGCUGUCCUAGGGAGAGCCCUCAGCAGCAUCCAGUGCCCUCUAGACAGAACUUUGUGCUACGGAAUGUGCAUGAGCUGAUCGUGUUCCUCUAAAAUCGCUGUUACCUUGGUGUACAGGAGACCUCCUUCUGCUUCCCUGGCUGCAGCACUCCGGCAGCAAUGUUCUGGACCCCAUGCUCCCCCAUGGCCUGGCAAUGCUGAGAAUAACAGAUCAUCCUGGUAGUUCCAAGAGGGAAAACGAGCAGCUCCUGGACAGCUGCUCAGUGAGCUGGAAUUUCAUGCUGGACUGGGUCUAGGCUUGCAGCAAUUGUCAGGGCUCUAAUUCACAUGGCUGGAACAGUCUGGGGAUCAGAGUUGGGACUUCCUUAUGGAAGUGUUUGCAGACCCUGUGCCUCCUGGGAGCUCUGCCUUCCAGAAUCCCUGACUGGGGCCAUUCCCAGUUCCUGCUGCCGUGGCGAGGGCUGGCACCUCGGGCAUGGCAGGUCAGGAGGGUGUGCGAGGGGCUGCUGGGGGCUGUGGGGGAGGCUGUGCCUGGGGUUUUGGGUGUAUUUUUGUGAGUGCUGAAAGCCAUGGGUUUGGCUGCUGGUCUUACAAGCAUUUAAUGGGACAGCACAGACAUGUGCAGCCGGGCUCUUCCACUCCUUGAUAUUGAACGUGGAUGCAGUUUGAAGAAGUAAAAUUAAGAAAAUCUGUCUGUUAAGUUCUUAACUGAGAUUUGCCUUCAUACCCCACUGGGACUGCUGGGCAAGCAGUCACUCUUCAAAAUAUAGAUUGACUUAACUUUAAUGUAAUUAUCUGUAAGUGUGAACAGAAUGUGUAGCCUGAAGCAGAUUUUGGACCUCAUUAUUCAAAUUUCAUUACCAGUUCCGGUAAUGAUGCAGGAGCUAAUGAGAACCCAGUUCUCUGCUCAACAUCCCUGAGGAAUUGCUGCAGCAGCAGAACUUGUUCUCCCCUGGCCUUACCCCUGUCUGUGCUGUCCAGGGUCUCUCUGCUCCCCAGGCAGGGGGGAAGGACCCUGGAUUCAGUUCAGUUGUGUCUCCUGAUGUGGUGUCCAUCUGUGAUACUUGUACAUGGUCCAUUGGUACCUGCCUGAUCAUAAAAUGGGUACCCUGUUUCAAAAGCA